Drosophila navojoa is the source of this 192-nucleotide messenger RNA. RefSeq lists its product as uncharacterized. The record is from RefSeq and is a predicted model, not a curated record. NCBI's taxonomy places the organism in Eukaryota, Metazoa, Arthropoda, Insecta, Diptera, Drosophilidae.
CAAGUAAUUGGCUUACAAACGCCACCUUGAUGGAAAUUUCUAUAAACGUUUUUAUUUUCAUUUUGUACAGUUUGUUUAUUUUAUAUUUGCAGCAUUUUGUGAACAGAUAUACGGAAUUCGUACGCAGUCUUUAGAUAAUCAUGCUGGGACUGCAAUCCUACGGCAGCUCAUCCGACAAUGACUCGGACAACG